Pocillopora meandrina is the source of this 8706-nucleotide messenger RNA. NCBI's taxonomy places the organism in Eukaryota, Metazoa, Cnidaria, Anthozoa, Scleractinia, Pocilloporidae. The record is from the annotation of a GenBank genome assembly.
AUGGCUUCAGAAAACAGCAUCGGGAUAUCGUCGAGACAAUUUGUGACCAUCUUAAAGAAAUUCGAUAAAGACGGUCAGUAAAGCGUUAUACCAACAAAGCAUUAUACCAUCUGCUGCAUGAACUUUAUUGUUAUUCUCAUAUUUCUUCUUACUUACUCUAACUCGACGAUUAAAUUUACAGGUGAUGGAGACAUCAAACUGAGCCAACUGGAUGCGUUUUUGGAGGCAUUUGUGGACGAGGUAUUUAUUUUUUUCAAGAAUAUUUUUAUCAGAAGUGAGCCACUCCUAUCACAAAAUUUCUAUUUCACAAAUUUUCGGGCAUUUAAAACAAUUUAUGUCAACAAUUAUUUUCUAAUUUUAUAGCUACUGCUUGAUAUCGUAGAGAAGUCGCAAUUUUCUACUGUAAAAUCAACUCAUGUUACUUUUCUAUGCCUAAAAUUGCCUAUGCUGAAAUAUUGUCAAAAAAAAUUUAGAUUAAGAAUUACCUGCUGCCACCCGCCAAGAUACAAUUGCCAUUUUAUAUUUUAGUUUCCUGUGGAACAGUUUUCUCGAUCGAUAUUUAGCAAUUUAGGUGAAGUUGUUUGCGAAACGUUUUCAUAUGCGAUUUCAAGUGAAAUCAGUUGAACAUUCACCCUGAUUUAUCGAGCUGCAUUGCUCGCUGCGAAAACCAUUAUGGUAAACAGUCCUUUUAAGCCAUUGUGCAGCUGGCUGUGUUAUAAAAAAAGGGGUCAUUACGGGGAGAAAUAUUUAAUUUUGGCUAAAGGAAUGAGACAUUUGUACCGUAAGACAGCGUAUAUAAACCGUUGGGAAUCGAAACUCAGUAUCAAGAACUUUUGCGUUUGAUUUGAUAAGAAAUUUCCUGGUUAACCAGAAUACCUAAAUUUCGAAAAUUUGAAGUAUUAUGUGCAGGCUUCUCUAUACCUUAGAGCCAUUCGACGUAUGGUAAUAAUUAAAUUUUAAUUCGCUGCUUCAAAAACAUAGAGGAUAAUUAUUAGAGACUACGACCCCGGGAGGCGCCGGUAAAAAAGAUCGUUAGUUUUGCAUAUAAAUUUUACAUCACCUAGUUUCCUCACCCCACUUACGUGUAUAUUAAUAGCAUUUAUAAUAAAGUUCGGAUAUAACGCGCGCUGUCAUUGGUUGAAAGAGCGUGCUCUAUGAGAGUAUAGAGCAUAGAACUGAGCUAACGCUGUCACGCCAUCUGCCAAAUUGUACCAUGUUCGACCUUUUCCGGGACUUCUUUUUAGCUUUUUUCCGAUAAUUGAAAGUGAAAUUUCGGAACAAGCGAGCCGGCAAGUAGUAACAAAAGAACCAAAGAAAGGUUUGUAAACAUACCAGGCGCCGUUAUUUACGUUAUUAAAACGUGGGCAGAUACGAAAAUCCUCAAAGGAAAAACAAAAUAGACAUUCCAAGUUUUAAAGAUUUUCACGCUCAGUUAGAUUGCAAGCUUACGUACGGUAAUGAAAAUCAAACACAGCCAACACUCGUAUAGUAUAUAAAGUUCAGAGUUCAAAAACAAAACAGAACAAAACAGAAAUGAUGAAAAAUAUAACCAAACUGGCAUAACUGUUAAAAUUCAUACUAAUCAUGACGGUGUCUGAGCAAAUAUGAUCAUGCUGAAGUCCAUCGCGGCUCACUUAUCAUGCCGCCCAUCGAGUGAAAAAAUAAGAGCUCGCUCUGAUAUCCUUUCCAAUGUGUUGAGUGGAAAGUCACUUCAGUCACUGCAGCCGAGUUUUGCGGCGCUGUCAUCCCGAGCGAUCUUCAUGUUCUGGUGAAUUCGGCUGUCGUUCAUUUAAAAAACACUCGCAUUGAACAGUUUGUUUUCUACCUUGUCAUGUGAAAAAACCCGCGUGUUUUUAUGAGCCAUAAUUCGGCUGAAGUUCACUGAACAUUUCACUUCAAGAUUCUGAAUUAAAAACUUCAGGCAAAAGCGUUAAAUUCGACCUGCCGAAUUAUUUUAGUUUGUAAACUAUCGCAGAGUGUGAACUUUGAUGGUUUUUGAACUUUGAUGGUUUGACACUUUUGACAGCUUCUGUCUUGUACAGCCAAUCAGAUUAUUUGAACCAUUCUAACAGGGAUUCUGAUUGGCUUAUUGUAGCGUGCUCUAUGAAAGUAUAGAGCAUGUUGACGACACUGUUCUUCGCUUUGGAAAUAAAGUUUGUUUUGAAAAUUGAAAGUAAUACAUGGGGAAUUUAAUGGAUUCUUUAUUAUAAAACAAAUAGAGAAGCCUUGACUGUGCUCUGUUCUCAAGAAGUGGGAAGAAACACUCGACUAUGUCUCGUGUUUCUCCCUACACUUCGUUCGUGCUCUAGCCGCUUCCUGCGUGCUUUAUAACAGAACAGAGCACAGUCAAGGCUUCUCUAUUUGUUAAAUAAUGGUGGAGGGGAGACACGUUUUCGUAAUAUUAUAAGUUAAACCGUUAACAAGAUGAGAACAUCAAAUCGUGGCUGUAGUUAUGUAAGAUGCGUAAUUAGUGUUUGAACAAUUUCAGAUUCAAACCUUCAUUCUCCACUUACGUUAAAAGCAACUGGCUAUUGAUUUCAUAUAGAGUUUUGGCAAGACAAAAUUUUACAAUUUUAGCGCACCGUUUUCAAUUAUUUUCCUAACACAUAUUUUGUUUGACUCUGGCUUUUUUAUUUGUCUUAGCCUGUGGUGUUUUAUUUUUGCACUAAUGCCUUGGGACUUAACAGAGAAGACAUUUUUUUGAUGACAAUUACGCAUCUGGGUGGUUUAAAGGGGAAAGGGAGACACGAGGUUUUUGAGCAGUUUUCAAUUAAGCGUCGAAAGUAACUUAUUAUGAUUGCUUUGGCUUUACUUAACUUUGCUCUCUGAUUGGUCCAACAAUCUCGAGCUAUCCUACCAAACAAUCAGAUCCAAAAUAGAAACAAUGGCAACUUGGUCAUUCGUGGUCAUUCCCCACGCUGCAAGCAGUUUGCUUUUUCUUAAACUUUGAGUUCUCGUUGGCUAAUGAUAAUGUAAAACUUUGGAUUUGAUUGGUCGCUUAGACACGUUUGGUUUUGGGUUUUCAACACUCAAUUGCUCUAAGCCGUUAUUAUUAUGUUGCAUUAGAGCACAAUCAACUAAACUUGCCUCGCACAGCAUGACUUGCAUACCAACUGAUAAACGAACUUAUAAUUCUUGUAUCAUAAUUGUUCGCAAUUUUCAGAGAGAUUUGUUCAUUGCAUUUUAGUUUCUCAUAAUCGUUUCAAUCCCGGUCUUCAGGGUCUGAUAGAAAAAUGUAGAGCUGUAGAAAUUGCUGAAAAAAUCCGCGAAGAACAGCAAGACGGCGAUGAAGUAUCUAUGACAACGGUAAUAAAAAUAUUUUUUUUUUUCGUGUCACAUGGAUGCGAGCAUAACUUAAUUUGUUACUCUAACAAUUUCUUUAAAAUUGCGUGGCUAUGUAAAGAGAAAACUGAAAAGUUACUUCUUUAAAUUGAUUCAGCUAAUAUCUGAAAAAGGCUCUGCUUUUUUUUGUAUAGCUGACAAAGGAAAUAGCACCCGUUAACUUCCUAACAGUUGAAUUCGGGGAGCAGAAAACAAGAAUUACGAGUGUGGAUUUUAUGAAGGUAGAGAUUGAUGAGUGCUUUCUUAGAGUGCACUAGGACUUUUUGCGAACUCUUUCUGGGCCAGCGAAUAUUGAUCAGAUUUAGAUGCAUCUGUUCCGAGACAAUCGCAAAAGCUCACGAGGUAAUCCUGACGACCUCCGGUAAUACUGGCUGAGAUCAUAGCUUUCAAUUAAACAAGAUUAAUGAUUGACGUGAGUAGAAUGCAAUUAAGUUUGAAAUCAUACGCCUGAUUAUAAAAUAAAACGAGUCCGCAGCGCGAGUUUGAUUUGAAAUCACAAGUAUGAUUUUCGACUAAACUUGCACUACACGAAGUUCAAUUACCACUUUAUUAUAUCCUUUUUGAAAUCACAAAAUUCAGCCACUCAAAUAUAGGAUUUUCACAAACAUUUUAUUGAUCCAGUCUUAGGCUGGUUUUUUAAAAAGUUGUCUUUCAUUUUUCGCUAAUUUGAGCGUUACUUUAAACAAGCCUUGAAAUAUUAUUGGUUUUCGUGUUGGAAUAAAGGUUUCUCAUAGGCUGGGAAAAAAGAUAAGAGCCAACCAGAUUGCAAGGAUCGCUGGUGAUUUGAAAAUGGAUGUCAAUGAAGGAAUAUAUAAAUUAGGAGAUAAAUAAAUAAAGAUCAAAAUAUAACAGUUUCGAACUUAUAAAAUACUUUCUUUAUAGCUUUGGAAUAACUAUGAUGUUGAUAAUAGUGGACAUUUGGAUAGAGUGGAGCUGCAGGUAACAAUUGUAGUAAUAUUUAAUGACGAUAGUGAUUCUAAUAAUUAAUUAUGGUAAUAGGACUGAGUGGAGUUCAGUUCGGUCUGUAAUCAUACGAGUGAUCAGAAUUGGACGACACGGAGUCCUGUUACCAAUUAACCGUGACCGUUGUAUUAUAUAUAUAUAGAAAACGGUCUUCAUUUAGAUGUGUCGGCUGGUAUGGUGCAUUGCUUAUUUCAUGGAUACAUAACGAGUCUAAAUUUUUUUCUGGUAAUUAAAUAAGUCACUCGUUUCUUAACGCUUCAUCUUUUCCUUUUUUAAAGUUAAAGAUUUGUACAUUAAAAAAUUAAUUAUAUAUAUAUUAUUUUGUAUAUUUACAUAAUGAUAUAUACAUUAUGCUCUUUCGACUUGCCGACAAACGAUACCGCUUUGGUUACGCUACGCUGACGAUACAUUCACAGCCGUACGACACGACGAAAUCGAUUCUUUCUACCACCACCUUAAAGGACAAAACACUGACAUACAGUUUACCAGAGAAGUCGAAGAAAUUGGCAAACUGCCUUUUCUAGACUGCCUGGUAAGCCGUGACGACAACUCACUACGGACAACAGUUUGCGGGAAACCGACACAUACAGACAGAUUACUGGACGAGUCAUCCUACAACCCGACAUUACACAAAGCCACAACUAUCAGGACUCUCAUGCGACGAGCGCAGCUAAUAUGCAACAGACAGCUUAUCCGACGAAAACAAGUACCUUGAUCGUGUUUUUUCGAAGAACAACUAUAACGAAGACUUAAUCAUACGAAACACUCACCGACCUAUUACUACUACCGAAGCUAACGAUAACACAACCCUUACGACUAUAGCAAGUAUACCGUACAUAAAGGGCAUAUCUGAGAACAUCUCGCGCAUCCUACAACCAUUCAAUAUCCGCGUCGCUCACAAACCUAUUAACACACUACGUCAGUUACUGACUGACGUCAAAGACCAAGACGAACCGAGGAACCGGCAAAGAGCAGGUAAUAACAUCAAUUGCUCCGACUUCCACGCCUCCUACAUCGGUGAGACUGGCAGAAAGCUCAAAACUAGACUGACUGAACACAAACGAGCGACGAGAAAAGGCGAUGUCCACAAUCACAUUGCUGAACAUCACCGACAUACGAAACACGCUAUCGACUGGGAUUCUGUGCAUUGCCUAAUCUUCAGCAACAACUACUUUCAACGACUGACUCCAGAAAGCUUGUUUACAAACUUGGAACAGACUCCCCUCAACAGGUGUCAACCACUACUGGUACCAUACAAACGACUCAUCCACGACAUUAACAUUACAAACGAACCGAACAGAACGACCUAACUUUACUAACGGAUCGAGACUGACUAAUCACGACCGACCUAUGCCACUUGAGUCUUACAGCCAAUAACAUCACGGCAAAACUGACCAAUCAGUUUAUAGAAACUGGACUAAGAACAUUGGACUGACAACAACUAUUCUUUUGACUCUGACUUCCACUCAGGUUGUCGAAAAGUCAGUCACCACUACUGACAACAGUCCUUCUCAGGACUGCACUUACCCGGAAGAUCAAACUACACUAUUACAGUAAUAAUACCUUAGCAUGACAACUCUGUUCCUUUUGCCUUAAUCUUUCCGAUAAUAACAUCUUAUUAAUCUUUUUAGAAAUUUUUUUACGAUAUUGUAACAAAGAACAAGGGCGAGGGAGACACUGAGGAUACGGAAGAAUUAGAAAAGAAAGUUGAUCAUUACAUCAAAACUAUGGUAAGACAUCAAUGGCUCAGGUAACUUGAUAAUAGUUUAGUAUUCCAUUUUGAUUUCCAGUAAUUUUAAAAAGCCAAAAUUGUUUUAGUACGUAAUAUGUAUAGGUGUACAACAUGCAUUUUAAAGGUUGGUUUAUUGCGUUGUUUUAUUUUUGUUUUUUUCUUUUUUUCGGUAAAGAUAUAAUAUGGACCAGUAUUAUUUCCAAGUAAAUGUAUUAAACAAAUAAGACAAGAUACCUGUGUUUGAAUGAACAUUUCUAAGACCAAUACCAUAGAGAAUACAUGCGUCAUAGUUAUAGAGUCAGUUAUGAAAGCGGAAAUAAGUGGACACUACAAACUAUUUUUCGCAGUUUGAAAUGCUGAACAUUCAAGGGGAUAAAGUCAGCCUGGAUAAAAUGUGCAAGUAAGUAAAGACCCAAACAUAAUUCGUCAAUUAUCUCCGUUUAUUCUUUAGAUAGUGAGAAGAAUCAUAAUUCAUAAGAAUAAUAGUAAGUACACAUUUUCUGUUCUCAAUCUCUACACCUAAUUUUUCAUAAUUAGUCGAGUAGUCGUGAAAUUCCUAUCAAUCAUAUCAAUCAUGAAACAUCUAUAUUUCGGUAUGGUGUUUGCUUUAGUCAAGUUAAAUCUGUCUUGUCCUGUUACAAUAAAGAAAUUCAAGUCGUAACCACACUUGACUUAAGAAAUCGAAAUGGAGCUUAAUCGAACCUUUUGAAAAUUUGUAAGAAGUCAUAUUUAUGAAUCUUAUUUUUCGUCCUGUAAGAAUGUUUACCCAUCUCUAAUGACGCAACUUUGUUUGUAGAUUUUGCCCUGUCGAGGAAAACUUUCUGGAGCAAUACGAGGUAAGAGAAAUCCGCGUAGAAAGACUAACUUACAGAUAUCAUAUAAAAUCCCUUUACUUUAUUUGCAUCAAUCGAGAUGUAUCUGAAAUAGGUUCCCAAUUGUAUGAUGAAACAAAGAAAACUUUGAAAGAGAGGUCUAAACAGGAUAUUCUAAUCUUUUGCUUAAAUAGCUGUUUUACACUUUUUUCCAAAUAUAUUCCAGGCUUUUACUGCCGAAAAAUUCGAAGAGAUAUUUGCACAUUACGACCAGGUAAGCGUCAAAACAUAGUUAUCAUCACCAUUGCAAAUUUUAGCCUUAUCUAUUGGCUUUUGAGCUUUGCUCUCGUUAUUAUUUGUAGGCUCUCGUUAUUAUUGUAGGGAUUGAUUAUUAGUAUUGCUAAAAGUGUUGGUUUUUUAGGUAGCGUUGGUAUUGAAAUUUUUGCUAGUUUCGUAGGGAACAUAACUAUUUCUCACUCCUCAGGACAAAAGUAACGAAAUUGAAGGGUGUGAGCUUGAAGGUUUCCUCAAAGACCUCUACGAUAGAAUACAGGUUAGCCAUAUGCCUUUACACCCUAACAUCGGUAUGCAUAUUUGUCAUACUGUUCUCUAUACAUUUCCUCGGGUGAAUGGCAAUGAUCACUCCUAGUGGUCAAAGGGUUAAAGAAAAAAAAAGUCAGUGAAUCACCAGAUAAAGACAAAGAAAAACUAACCACAAUUUUGUAAUGCGUUGUUAUAAUGACCGUAAAGUAAGUUGCUUAGGAAAAUAUCUCAGUAAGUUACGCAGAGUUUGUGAAAUUUUUUUAAUGCAUGGCAACGUAGGUAGCUUGAUAUUGUAGGUAGUGUUAACAGCAUACUGAAUAUUAAAAAAAAUAACAAAAACAAAAGUUACAAGUAGAAAACGAAAAUAAUCUUCCUUUCCUCACUCAAUUCCUUAAUCUGUUCAGAUGUUUUCCUUGCAAGUUAAACGCUGAUGCAGAUUCAUUUAUUUGUUUGUUUCCCGCAGCCGGGUCAGUCCUUUGAAAAGUUUAAAGAAAAGAUGAAGGAAUUUGACGAAGACAAGAACAAGAAAUUUAGGAAGGAGGAAGUGAAGAACAUUUUGGCCAAACUGUUAUGAACUGACAAAUCAUAAUACUAAAUGUGGCUUUUUUUCCUUUGAAGGGGGUUUAAGGGGUUCGUUUUAAGACAACUUUCCGUUUUUGAAUUUUAGUCGUUGAAAAUUUUUAGCUUUUAAAUUGAUUUUAAAGAUUGACUUUCACGUUGCUUUCCAUUUUUAUGCUUAAGGCAGAUGUAUCAGUAGAUAGUUUCACGGCCAGUUGAGAGUUACUCUCCUUAAGGAAGUUGCUAAAACAGACGGGUAUUUCCCUCUGUACCUUACUGCCAUAUUAAAUGUUAUCUCCAGAGAAUAAAGCAUUUGCACACACAUCUACACAGAAAGUACCUGUUUAUUUUAUAUUGAGCUAAAUUUUUCACGACACGGAAGAUUUUUCAAAUGAAAGGAUUUCUCGGUAAAUAGAAAAACUCCUAAAAUGCUUCAAAUUCAACAUACAAAAAGGCUAAAAUUGACAAUUUAAAUUCUAUUUACUAAACUUGGGGCAAUUAGACAGAAUUUUUUUUUUAAACUUAUAUUGCCCUGAUCUGCCUCGGUUUGUGCCACAGGAGAAAACUCAGAGGAAAGUUUUCAAGAAUCAAAUAGUCUUAAUCUUCAACAAAGAGAUUUAGAAGUAAAGGGAAAUUCCCAGUGUUCCCAACAAAAAAAUUCUUGCAAGAGGACUAACAUAGAAAAGGGGUAGCAUAAAAGUUAACUACCUUAUGCUGGUAAGGCUGAAGAGUAGACAGAUGGUAAAUUUGUCAGGG